GUGAUUUGACAAAUAAUUUUUCAAAAGCCGCUAAUGUUGUUGAAGUCUAUACUGUUUAAAAUAUAAGCAGAUCUUAAUUCUUUUCCAUAAAUUAUAAACUAGACAUUAAUUAGAGAUCUAUAACUAUUUAACUGACUCAAAUUCAUAAUUAUCCACAAUGAGUUUCGGAUUGCCGUCUUUGAAGGUCAAGCCAGAACAGGCAAGUGAGUGCAAAAUACGAGAUGGUCCAUACGGCAUUCCCAACCCCUUUGUCGAAGGGCUAUCAUCUGCAAAGCCCAAAUUACGCGUGUCACAUCCUUUGGAGGCAUCAGAACGCAAUUAUCACCUUAAUGAAGAGAAAAUGAACAUGGCAAUGUUGCGCAACAUCCAAGGACUCCAUGCUCCACUAAAACUGACAAUGGAAAGGAAGUUUGCAAAAAAGAUUGGUCGCCUGCCGUUCCUACCGAGUUCCAACUUGCAGCAUGAAGUGCUUACUGGUCGUGACUUGGACAUUGGCUUUGAAGACAUACUCAACACCCCAGACAUGUGUGAAACAGCCGGCCAACCACAUGCCAUUGUAGAAAGAUCGCUUGGUUUACUGUAAAAGUAUAAUGUAUGUCUGCGGAUAAUUAUUAACUUUUUAAA
This is a messenger RNA of Papilio machaon (common yellow swallowtail), 624 nucleotides long. RefSeq names its product proteasome maturation protein (gene Pomp). Bases 158 to 583 code for a protein of 141 amino acids. Gene Ontology annotation, cellular component: cytoplasm; nucleus. The record is from RefSeq and is a predicted model, not a curated record. The transcript has 4 exons. Gene Ontology annotation, biological process: proteasome assembly. NCBI's taxonomy places the organism in Eukaryota, Metazoa, Arthropoda, Insecta, Lepidoptera, Papilionidae.